Molecule: messenger RNA, 2301 nt
Organism: Sipha flava (yellow sugarcane aphid)
Lineage: Eukaryota; Metazoa; Arthropoda; Insecta; Hemiptera; Aphididae
Exons: 4
Coding region: 16-1473 (485 amino acids)
Cellular component (GO): extracellular region
Molecular function (GO): chitin binding
Source: RefSeq, a predicted model, not a curated record
GUACAGGACAAGGAGAUGGGCCGUGGGAUCCGGUGUAGUUGUGCGAACCCGCCAAGGUCUCUCACUUUCAUCUCUUUCCCUCGUCUGACCGGUGGUGGAAGUGGCGGUGGUGGCGGUAGCGGCGUCUUCAGCUUUAUUAUUUCGUUUUUCCUCUACCUUGCCGGCGUUCGUCCUUCUCUGCUGUCCAACGUCGCAUUGGUCCUCGUUGUUGUCGUCGAACACGAUCACCUCCUGCAACACACCGUCAGUCAUCGUACUCGCAUUAUUAUUGAUUCCGAUAUGAAGCGCAACACAUGUCUCUGGGUGGUUUUCACCAUUUACUUCGUCCAACAAUGCGUUUGUCAACAGCAACUCAAGUCUUCUAACGUGCAGGAAGACCCAUGCAAGGCCAAGAACAAGGUGGCACCGGACGUGGCGUACUGCGACCGUUAUUGGGAAUGCGUGGACGGACAGCCCGAAUUGUACGACUGUCCGAACGGUUUAGUGUACUCGGGCAAACAUAGGGGCGUGACCGAGGGAUGUGACUAUCCGUGGAGAGCGGACUAUUGCGAGGGCAAAACUCAAGUCAAUGGACCCAUUACCCGCGAUCACUGCGACUGGCUGUACGGCAUAUUCGGCCAUGAGACUUCGUGCACGCGGUACUGGACUUGCUGGAACGGCACCUCCACCGAACAGCUAUGCAUUGGCGGAUUGUUGUACAACGAGAAAACACACUCUUGCGACUGGCCCGAGAACGUCGAGGGUUGCCAGAAACACCCUCUUUGCAAUGAAGAUGCGAAUGGAAACGUGCCUUUAGGAAAAUCGUGCAAUAGGUACUGGCAGUGUCAGGGAGGAUACCCGCGGCUUCAAAGAUGUCCGGCCAUGUUGGUGUUCGACAAGCGCACUUUGAGGUGUGUGGUGCCGCCCACCGAGGAUUGUGAGGUGCCGACCACGCCAGCUCCAUCUCCGGACGAUCUGCCGUCCAAUGAAGAAGAUGGUGAAGAGAACGUGCCACAGCAGCCACAACAGCAGCAAGCUAAGAUAACCGCUGCCGCUACACCCACGUCACAGCGCCAACAACAGAGAGCACAGCAACCGCAACAACAGCUACAACCACAGCAACAGACACAACAACAAUUACAACAACAACAACAUCGGCAAGGUGGCCAACAACAGAGGCAGUUCCUACAGCAGCAACAGUCCGCUGUUCAACAACAGACGCAGCAGCCGCAACAACAGCAGUUCCAACAACAAUCCCGCAGCCAGUUCCAGCAACAGGCCAGGAAUGUUCAACAACCACAACAAUCACCACAACAAUUCCUGCCACAACAGCGGCCUCAAAUCCAGCAAUUCCAACUGCCCCCGUUGCCGGAACAACAACAACAACAACAACAACAACAACAGCAACAGCAGCACAUCGUUCAAAGAAGAGAAAACGGAGAAGAGUCGCAAAAAGGAGAUGCGGAUGUUGAAUAUGAUGAUGUAUCGGUCUAAUUUUCCGAACAUUAAUCACUCAUAAUUAGCAAUUAUACACGCAUUCUAACACCGAAUUUUCGGUUUUCACGAACCAUAUAUUAUUUAGUGCAAAACCAAGAUAAAUAAUCGAAUUCGGUUCCUUUGUUAAAAAUAAUUUUAUUCACAAAUUCGAAUAGUAAAUAUAAUAAUAUUAUUGUUUUUUUUAUUUUUAAAUUUUUUCUCGAUACAAGGCGAUUUUUCGUGAAUGCAAUGGUUUACAGAGUUAUAUAAUCAGUUGUUACAAUUAAAUUUAUUGUGAUAAAAUAUGUAUUUCUACACAACUAAACAAUAAUAGGGUUGUGAACAUUCCAUAACAUGAUUCGAUUUUCAGAGGCAAACCCACAGGUUAUAUUAUGUAAUUUUCAUUUUUUCGCACUUGUUUUAGUAAUUAUUUAUCUAUUCGUAAUCAGGUAAACAUCAUAGUUAAGUUUUUUCAUCAAGAAAUUCCAUCGCUGUAUGUUCUGUCGGAUAUUGAUAAAAUUAUAUCGUAUUUCAAUAUUUUCACGUACUUGCGCUGUAUCGUAUUUCACCGAGCAGUGUAAAAACAUCGUUUGAGCAAUUUAGGUACAAAGAUUAGGCAAAACAAAAAAGAUAAAAAACAAUAAAAUAUGAGGAUUCUAAUUUUCUUUAAACGUGAUUUAAAAAGUAAAUAGUUUUCAAUUUCUACAUUACACUAAAGUGAAUUGACAGUCAAAGGGGACAUGUGUUAGUUUGUCGAUGGUUUUUUAUAGUAUAAAUCAGUCAAGUUAUUUCAACUUGUAUAAAAUAAUACCCACUGAAGCGCAUUCAUGUUAAAUCACUUUGUAU